CGUCUCAAUGACUUAACCUCCAGAUGCAACUUACUUAUUUAUGACGUAAACGAGGUAAUUCACGCAGGGAGAUCUUUUUACGUUGCUCUCGCUUGAAUUGCUAUCAUUGCAGUGUGUGAAGCAAAAGCUUUUGUUAUUUUUUUAUUUAUUUGUUAAAUCAGGUUCCGUUCGUUCACGCAGCCGGUGCCGAAGUGACGGCAGUGAAUGACAGAAGCCAAUCGUGCAAUUACGUUUAAUAGUGCGCCUAAACGAAAUGACGAAAACAUUGCUGCUUAACAUUUCGCAUUAAUCAAUUACUUACCAAUACAUUGCAGUCAAAUCAUUAAAUAUUUAUCAUGUCGGUACCAAAAUAUCGCGUAACACCGUUACUACCCGAUCAACAUGAAUUUGUUGUCCCGAAAAAGUGUAUUAAGGUACCAGCCGACAUAGCAGCCUGGGAAAAAUCGGAGGCGUAUUUUGAAUACUUGGGAUUCAUCUUGGCAUUGAACGGAGCUGUUCAAGGAAAAGCUUUGGAUGCGGAGUGUCCACAGUCUGAUAUAGUGAACAGUGUUGUACAAAUGCUAAACAAAUUUGAUGAGUGGAUAACAGAAAUCCCACCCACUGAACAGCCCCAACGAUUUGGUAAUAAAUCAUUUCGCAUAUGGCAUGAAAGGCUACAACAGAACGCAGUGGAGGAAUUGAAACGAGUGUUGCCGGAGGGGUUGCAUCGCGCGAUCCUGGAAAUAGUUCAGUAUUUGUAUGAAAGCUUUGGCAAUCCAACUCGUAUAGACUAUGGGACGGGUCACGAAAUGGCUUUCCUCAUGUUCCUUUGCUGCAUAUUCAAGAUAGGUGCAUUUAAACAGGACGAUGAAGUUGCUGUUGUAACGAAAGUGUUUAAUAGGUACCUUGAGCUGGUGCGUAGACUUCAAUUGACUUAUCGCAUGGAGCCAGCAGGUAGUCACGGUGUUUGGAGUCUGGACGAUUACCAGUUUGUACCUUUCAUAUGGGGAAGUGCUCAACUGAUUGGACAUCCUCGAAUAGAACCCCGUCACUUUGUGGAUCCAGGCGUUAUAGAAUCUUACAGCAAGAAAUUCGUGUUCCUUGGCUGCAUCGAUUUCAUCUCGAAGGUGAAAAUAGGGCCUUUCGCCGAGCAUUCAAAUCAAUUGUGGAACGUUAGCGCGGUAUCUACAUGGUCGAAAGUGAACAGUGGUCUUAUUAAAAUGUACAAAGUCGAGGUGUUGGCAAAGUUUCCUGUUAUCCAGCACGUCUUCUUCGGCUCUCUGCUACCAUUAAAACCAAUGAACGCUCCCCCUAACAGCAGAGAAGCUCGUCCUGAUAAGCGACCGCAAACAUCGUCGCAAUAAGAAGAAGAUUAUAUGCAUACCGAAUAUCUUUGUUACACUGUGGAUCGUUUACCAUAUUUCCCAGUAUUUAUAAUAAAACAGUACAUUAUUGUAUGAU
Messenger RNA from Ooceraea biroi (clonal raider ant), 1440 nucleotides. RefSeq names its product serine/threonine-protein phosphatase 2A activator. Gene Ontology annotation, cellular component: cytoplasm; protein phosphatase type 2A complex; nucleus. The record is from RefSeq and is a predicted model, not a curated record. Gene Ontology annotation, biological process: mitotic spindle organization. Gene Ontology annotation, molecular function: peptidyl-prolyl cis-trans isomerase activity; protein tyrosine phosphatase activator activity. Lineage: Eukaryota; Metazoa; Arthropoda; Insecta; Hymenoptera; Formicidae.